GUUCGUCAGGGGUGUGCAGUACACCUUUACGACACUAUUCACGCUGGAGCUGCUGAUGCGAUUUCUGGCCUUUGGUUUCAGACGCAUGUUCUGCGAAGAGGACUGGAUCUGGAGCGCGCUGGACGUGGUAAUUGUCGUGAGCUCCCUCUGGGAGACGGCGCUGGACAUCCUCUCCAGCAAUACCAACACCAAUAUCUCAGCUCUUCGAGCGUUUCGCAUUAUUCGACUCACUAA
Symbiodinium necroappetens is the source of this 234-nucleotide messenger RNA. The record is from the annotation of a GenBank genome assembly. NCBI's taxonomy places the organism in Eukaryota, Dinophyceae, Suessiales, Symbiodiniaceae.